Molecule: messenger RNA, 521 nt
Organism: Salvia miltiorrhiza (redroot sage)
Lineage: Eukaryota; Viridiplantae; Streptophyta; Magnoliopsida; Lamiales; Lamiaceae
Product: ubiquitin-like protein 5
Exons: 2
Coding region: 58-279 (73 amino acids)
Biological process (GO): protein modification process; mRNA splicing, via spliceosome
Cellular component (GO): cytoplasm; nucleus
Molecular function (GO): protein binding; protein tag activity
Source: RefSeq, a predicted model, not a curated record
AGUAGGAAGAAAAGGGGGCAGAAAUCCACAUUUUAGGGUUUGCAGAGGAACUGAAACAUGAUUGAGGUGGUGUUGAACGAUCGGCUGGGGAAGAAGGUUCGGGUGAAAUGCAACGACGACGACACGAUUGGCGACCUGAAGAAGCUGGUGGCGGCUCAGACGGGAACGCGCGCUGACAAGAUCAGAAUCCAGAAAUGGUACACCGUCUAUAAGGACCACAUCACCCUAAAGGACUACGAGAUCCACGACGGCAUGGGCCUCGAGCUCUACUACAACUAGUCCCCAAUCCUCACUACAAUAAUCCCUCCGGAUGGUCGGGGAUGAUGGACAUAUAUAUAUGUAUCCAGCUGUCCACUUGAAGAAUGAAUGGAGAUCAUCAUCGUGUAUAUUUUCCUGAACUUUUGAGGGCACUGCUCUUUAUAAAAAUGUAUAAAUUGAUGACCAUCUCAGGUAUCUUAUCGCGCAGGUAUUGCACUUGAAUACCAUUUAUUUGAUCAAGAUUUAAUAUGACUAGUUUGGUA